CUAGAGAUGGCCACUUCAUCCCACGAAGGAGCAGCUGGAGGAAGCCAGGUGGAGCCCAGAAGCUGCAAGACAUCAAUAGGACAGGGGGAAGGACCAAGCACCGGAGGGGGCCAGGAGGACAAUAUCAAGGGGAACCUGGAAACAUCCACGCUGCGGCUCCUGCUGUUAGGGAAACGUGGCGCAGGCAAAAGCGCCACAGGAAACACCAUUCUGGGUAAAGCCGUGUUCGAGUCCAGGUUCAGUGACCACAUGGUGACCAACCGGUGCCAGAGUGAGAGUGUGACCUUGAGAGAGAAGCGGGUCGUUGUCAUCGACACCCCGGAUCUUUUCUCCUCACUGUCCCGUGCAGAGGUCAGGCAGCAGAACCUGCAGCAGUGCUUGGAGCACUCGGCUGAUGGUCUCCACGCGCUGCUCCUGGUCAUUCCCAUUGGCCACUAUACUGAGGAGGACAGGGAGACCAUUCAGAGCAUCCGUGCUGCGUUUGGCCCUAAAGCCUCCAGUCACAUGAUUGUUGUCUUCACUCGGGAAGAUGAGCUGGGUGAAGACUCGCUGAAGGACUACGUGGAAAGCAAGAGCCCUCUUAAGGAGUUGCUUGGAAACAUUGGAGAUCGAUACUGUGCUCUCAACAACAAGGCAGACAGGAAGCAGCGGGAACAGCAGGCGUCCCGGCUCCUAGAUCUGACUGAGCGGUUGGUGGAGGAAAGCCCAGAGCCAUAUUUCGUGCCCUUGACAAUGGAAGGCUGUGGAGUCCAGGCUUGUGGGAAUAAAGCUACAUAUGAAGGAGGGGACAAUCUGCGUGGUACAAAGAGGAAAGAGUCUCAGCUUACAGGACAUGAUGAGGAUGUGGAGAUGCCGGAACUGAGGGUCCUCCUCAUGGGGAAGCACGGUGUUGGGAAAAGUGCGGCAGGAAACAUCAUUCUGGGGAAGUGGCCCUUUAAGACUCAGUUCAGUGAGCAGCAGGUCACCAAGGACUUUGUCUCCCAUAGCAGGAUCUGGAACAGGAAGAAAUUUCUGGUCAUUGAUUCUCCAGAGAUCUCAUCGUGGAAGCCUGAUGCAGCUGAUGUCAAGAAACUCACCUUUCCAGGUCCCCAUGCCUUCCUGCUGGUGACACCACUGAGCUCUUUGAUAAAGUGUGACGACAAGAUGUUCAACCCCAUCAGACAUAUUUUUGGAGAAAAAUUCACCAAGUUCACAAUUAUUCUCUUUACCAGGAAAGAAGAUUUAGAGGAUCAGGCUCUAGAUGAAUUUAUAAGUAAAAAUAGUCAUCUACGGGACCUCAGCUUGAAAUUUGGAGAAAGAUACACUGCUUUCAACUACCGGGCAACUGUGGAGGAGGAGCAGAGCCAGGUGGACAAACUCCUGAGCCAAGUCGAGAGCUUGGUGCAGCGCAAUGGCAACAAGCCUUGCAUCUUCAGAGAGAAAGAACUCUUAAACAUCAUCCUCUUAGGAAGGAGUGGUACUGGGAAGAGUGCAACUGGGAACACUAUUUUGGGGAGAUCUGCCUUCCUGUCUCAACUUGGAGCUCAGCCCAUCACCAGUAGGAGCCAGAGCGACAGGACGACCGUGGACUGGCAGGAUAUUGUGGUGGUGGACACUCCAUCAUUCAGCCAGCUGCCUGAUCUUCAAAAAGAUCCUUCCAGGUUAAAGGAGGAGGUCAAUUACUGUUUAUCUCUCUGUGAGGAAGGAAUGAAGGUUUUUGUCCUGGUACUCCAGCUGGGGCGGUUCACCCAGGAAGAUGAGGCAGUGGUGGAACAACUGGAGGUCAUUUUUAAAGAAAAAGAUAUGAGAGAUAUGAUUGUGUUGUUUACACGGAAGGAGGAUCUAGGGGAUGGAGACCUUCAUGACUAUACUAGUAACACAAAGAACAAAGCCCUUAAAAGAAUACUUAAGAAGUAUAAAGGGCGAGUUUGUGCUUUUAAUAACAAAGAAACCGGUCAAGACCGGGAGACCCAGGUGAAAGAUCUGCUGGCAAUAGCCAAUAGUCUCAGGGAUGACCAUUCCGAUUCGUGGGUGCAUGUUGGCCAUCAAAUUAAAACAAAAAUUACUAGUGUGUUUAAAUAAUGAGCUCAAGUGAGCAAUCAAAAGGUCCAGGACAUAGGGAUGCCAUCAGACAGAGGUGGGUGGGAUAAGGGAUGGCGGGACUGGUGGGAUGGUUCCCCUCAAAGAAAGUCCAUGACUUUAAAGACUGAAGGAUAAAUGCAUCUCAUGUUGGAUAUAGGUGUUUGGAUGAAUAAAUUGUCAAGUAAGGUCAAGCAGUGGGGAAUUAGAGGACAAAGAGAAUAAGGUAGAAAAUAUUGGAAAUGUUUUGAAUAUCAAGAUAAUAUUAAGGGUCAAAACCAUGUUGCCAGGUCAGACAGAGUCAGGAUUGACAUCAUGACCAAGGCUCAGGUCAAUGUUGAGCCCCAAUAAGAUAGUACCUCAAGAACCAGGGGAUCCAGACAGAUACAGACAUGCACACACAUGCAUGCACACAUACACACACACACAGACAAGGCCAGCAUUCUUGGGCAUGGCAGAAAGUGGAUAUGAACAUCAACAUUACAACUUCAUUCUGUCUUUGUGCCCUGCUUCACUACUAGUGUGAAAUUUAUUUCCUGGUGUUUUGUGCAUGGCUGAGAAGAUCUACUGGAAGUGCUUGAGGUGGACCAUAUGUGAGAUGAACAAUAUGAAACCAUCUCCAAAGUGUAUUAACGAUCAGGCAUUUUAAAUAUCCGCUACUUUCAUAUGUACCUUGAGGAUAAGAUAAAAAACAUAUGUGUUUAGUUAGCUUCAAGAUUAACCUAUUGGUAGGAUAAUGAAGUCUCAGAAUUGAUAUGUUUUUGUUAUUAUACUUUAUCUUAGGCAAAAGGUCAAGAAGUGAUUCUGCUAUAAUUGAAUGCCACAUCCGUCUUAACACAGUAAUUUGUAGAAAGUGCUUGUAUAAGUAUAUCACAUUGGAUGAGAUAAUAAAGAUGAAUUGGAUUGUGACUUCA
Molecule: messenger RNA, 2972 nt
Organism: Microtus oregoni (creeping vole)
Lineage: Eukaryota; Metazoa; Chordata; Mammalia; Rodentia; Cricetidae
Gene: Gimap8
Product: GTPase, IMAP family member 8
Exons: 5
Coding region: 7-2061 (684 amino acids)
Cellular component (GO): endoplasmic reticulum
Molecular function (GO): GTP binding
Source: RefSeq, a predicted model, not a curated record